GUUUUCCUCUUUCACAAGUUGUAUUCCGAUCCCGAUAAGAAAUGAUGUACAGAUUGAGUGAGUGACCAGCGACCUUUUUUCCCUCAAGCUUGAAUUGUUUUGGAUUGAGACCAUGAAGAAUGAAGGGAGCUUGGAAAAGGAAAACUCUCAAAAUUCUAGCACUUUUGACUUGUGUGUACAUUCUUUUUAUGUUUUUGAUGCAAAUGCAGCUGCAUUUACAGCAAGGGAAUGUUGAUUUUCUCACUGAAGACCAGGAUCAUGUGAAUAAUUUUAUUUCACCCAAGCCUGACACUUGUUACCAAGGACCCACAGUGUCAUUUGAUUCCAGAAAAACAGCUGACUUCCCUCUACAAGCCUCAAACUCAGGGACUACAGAAAUAUGCAGUAUACCACAAAACACUGCUGAUGUAAAGAUGGAGGCAUUAUGGCACACAUUGGAUGUAUCUUACCCCUUGGCUUUGUCUGUCAGUGGUUGGCUUGAUGUUAUUCGUGUACAUAUGUGGACGACCAAACCUUUGAAAGUCAUCAUUGUGCCCCACUCCCACCAGGAUCCAGGCUGGCUGUACACCUUUGAGGAGUAUUUUGCCUCCUAUGCCAACAGGACCCUUAGCUUAAUAACAGAUCAGCUCACAAGAAACAGUGCGUGGAGAUUUGUUUGGUCAGAAGUGUGCUGGUUGGAAAGAUGGUGGGAAAAUGCCUCUCAAAAACAGAAAAAUGACAUGAAAAGGCUGAUUACGAAUGGUCAGUUUGAGAUCCUCUCUGGUGGUUGGGUCAUGCCAGAUGAGGCGGUGGUCCAUUACAGCGCCAUGUUAAAUCAGCUGAUUGAUGGCCAUCAGUGGCUGCUAACUAACAUUGGAACUGUACCAAAUAUCAGCUGGUCUAUUGACCCUUUUGGACAUUCUCCAACCAUGGCUUAUUUACAGAGAAGAAGUGGAAUCAAGGCAAUGGUGAUCCAAAGAAUUCAUUUUGGAAUCAAGAGAUUUUUGGCCAAAAAUCAGAUGUUAGAGUUCCAGUGGACACAGAUGUGGGGUAGGGACUCUUCUACAGGCAUAAUGACCCAUGUGUUGCCCUUCCUCUCCUAUGCCAUUUCUUAUUCCUGUGGUCCAGAUUCACAUGUUUGCUGCAAGUUUGACUUUAGUCACAAAAAGUGCUAUCAAGGCGGAAAGCGAAAACCAAGUCUUGAAAUUGAUGAUAGUAAUGUUAAAGAAUUGGCAUGGUUACUAUGGGAACAGUUCCAGAAGAAGGCCGAAUUAUUCCGUGAGAAUGUUCUCUUGGUGCCACAUGGAGAUGACUUUCGAUACAGCAACCUGAAAGAAUGGGAACAGCAGUUUGGGAACCUCCAGAAGUUAAUAGCUUACAUAAACGGCAAUCCUGAAAUGAACACUGAGGUUAUUCUCUUGUAGUCAUGAAGUUCUU
Messenger RNA from Saccostrea cuccullata (small rock oyster), 1416 nucleotides. Its product is annotated as alpha-mannosidase 2x-like. Gene Ontology annotation, molecular function: alpha-mannosidase activity. The transcript has 9 exons. Bases 120 to 1403 code for a protein of 427 amino acids. Lineage: Eukaryota; Metazoa; Mollusca; Bivalvia; Ostreida; Ostreidae. Gene Ontology annotation, cellular component: Golgi membrane. Gene Ontology annotation, biological process: mannose metabolic process; protein deglycosylation; N-glycan processing. The record is from RefSeq and is a predicted model, not a curated record.